UCCUUUUUCUGUUUUGUUUGGAAUGGGCAUAUGGAGCAGCCAUAAAGGGAAAACGUGCGUACAAAAUGUCAAACUCGCUCCUGCUGCUUUCCACUGCAGAGGUACCGCGACGGCUGACAGUUAAUUUUGCAAAUAAAAAAAAUGUAGACGGGAGCCUCAAUGUUAAAUCAUAAGGACUAGUUAAGGGCUCCGCCAUUGAGUCUUCGAGUCCUCGGGAAGUGUCAACACUCACCCCGACCCUGCGCGCCUUUGUCUAGGAUCAAGUUUGGAAGCGCGCAGGCUUAGCAGCCUGCAGGUUCUCGGGAGCGAAAGCGCACAUGCGCUCAGGAGGAAGAGUGUUUGGGCACCGACCCACUUCCAGACCGACCCCAUCAGCGGCGGCGGCGGCGGCGGGAUCGACUUGAAAGCAAGGCUGGCUGCCGCUUUCUCCUCACACUCGCCGGCGUGUGGGCGUGUUUCUGGGCCGCCGCCUCCUUCGCUUUCCUCCGCCUCUCCAAGUUUGUGGCUGUUUUUCAAACAGGCAGCAGCCUCCUCGCUCGAGUCCCGCCUCAGCAGCAAGCGGCGGCGGCAGCGCCCUGGGUUGUUCCCCUCAGGCGUGGCCGGAGAGCGCCAUGAAGAGCCGGCGGCGCUGGAGGUGGCGCUGGGAGCACCGCGGCUUCGCGCUGGGCUUGGCGCUCUACACGCUGCUGCUCCUGCUGCUGGUGUCUUACAUGCUGGACUACGGCGCCAGGAGAGGGCGCGCGGGAAAGGAGCAGCCGCCGCCGCCCCCACCGCUGCCCCGACCUCGAGGAGGCGCUCGGGGACUGGGCGUGGGAAGGGCAGCCACCGCCGGCACCGCCACCGGGAGAAGCGCCGCUCCGCCCGCGCCCAGGCACGAAGCGAAGAGGAACGAGUCUGAGGACUCCGACGAAGCCGGCCCGGGGAGCCGGGCGGGCGGGAAGCGCCACAUCUACUUGCACGCCACCUGGCGCACGGGCUCGUCGUUCCUGGGCGAGCUGUUCAACCAGCACCCGGACGUCUUCUACCUGUACGAGCCCAUGUGGCACAUGUGGCAGGCGCUGUACCCGGGCGACGCGCUGAGCCUGCAGGGCGCGCUGCGAGACAUGGUGCGCUCGCUCUUCCGAUGCGACUUCUCGGUCCUGCGCCUUUACGCCGCGCCGCCGGGGCCCCGAGACCCGCUGGCGCCCUUCUUGCCCGGCGGCGGCGGCGGCGGCGGCGUCAACCUCAGCACGGCCAGCAUCUUCGGCUGGAGGACCAACAAGGUGAUCUGCUCCGCGCCGCUGUGCCCCGCGGCGCCCCGGGCCCGCUCCGACGUGGGCCUGGUGGACGGCGCCGCUUGCGAGCGCAGCUGCCCUCCGCGGGCGCUGCGGGACUUGGAGGCCGAGUGCCGAAAGUACCCGGUGAUGGUGAUCAAGGACGUGAGGCUGCUGGAGCUGGGCGCGCUGCUGCCGCUGCUGCGCGACCCGGAGCUGGACCUGCGCGUGGUGCAGCUCUUCCGCGACCCGCGCGCCGUCCACAACUCGCGCCUCAAGGCCAAGCAGGCGCUGCUGCGGGAGAGCAUCCAGGUGCUGCGGAGCCGCCACCGCGCCGCCGAGCCCCGGGGACUCCCCCGCCGCCACCCUCUGCUGCCCCCCGGCGCCGCGGCGGCUCUGGCCGGGGUCCACCCUCGCCAGCAGCACCGCGCCGAGUUCUUCCUGGGCGGCGCCCUCGAGGUGAUCUGCCAGGCCUGGCUGCGCGACCUGCUCUUCUCCCGCCGCGCGCCGGCCUGGCUGCGCGCGCGCUACACGCAGCUGCGCUACGAGGACCUGGUGCUGGAGCCGCGCGCCCAGCUGCGCCGGCUGCUGCGCUUCGCCGACCUGCCGUCGCCGCCCGCGCUCGAGGACUUCGUGCUCAACAUGACGCGCGGCGCCGCCUACUCCUCCGAGCGCCCCUUCCUCAUCUCCGCCCGCGACGCGCGCGAAGCCAUCCACGCCUGGCGGGAGCGCCUCAGCCGCGAGCAGGUGCGCGAGGUGGAGGCGGCCUGCUGGGAGCCCAUGCGCCUGCUCGCCUACCCGCUCAGCGGCCAGGAGGACGGCGACCGGCAGGAGGCCUCCAGGGGGCGCCCCAGCCCUCCUCAUCCAGGCUAACUGGCCAGCGGUUGCCCCGUGACAGAGGACAUGGAAGAGCAGCUGUGUAUGCCACGGACACUGGAAACUUCAGUGAAAUGCAGCUUCUACUGUAGGUUCUGCCUGGCAGAAUGAAUACUGGCUAGCUUUAACGAAAUGGACGUUAUUGUGAUGAGGACCUCCCUACGGAAGGUUACAUGGUGCAAUAUGAAUAACUGUAGCCCUCCAUUCGUGGAGUGCCUCAACUUCUUUCUUUCGUCUGCCCGUGUGUUGCCGAUCGUAAGUGCUACUGUUUCAUCCAAGAGACUACUUUUUUUUUUUUUAACUGUCAGUACUUGGACUACUGUUUACCACGUGAAGUUAAAAUACAAACGAGUGGUGUUUUGCUUA
Messenger RNA from Podarcis muralis (Common wall lizard), 2495 nucleotides. It is a transcript of the gene CHST7, whose product is annotated as carbohydrate sulfotransferase 7. Lineage: Eukaryota; Metazoa; Chordata; Lepidosauria; Squamata; Lacertidae. Gene Ontology annotation, biological process: N-acetylglucosamine metabolic process. Gene Ontology annotation, molecular function: chondroitin 6-sulfotransferase activity; N-acetylglucosamine 6-O-sulfotransferase activity. The record is from RefSeq and is a predicted model, not a curated record.